AUGACCGGCAUCUUGAAGCAAGAAGAGGUUCACAAGCUUGCAUCUGGCCUCUGGGCAUGGUGUCUUAGAUACCGUUCUUUGCAGGGCCACUUGAUCAGGAGUAUUCGGGCGGCAGUUGAAAGCGGUCCUUAUGUCAAGGCCCUGCCACGUCCCGACGCUGCAGAGACUUUUCAGGGCCUAGUCAACAACAAUCUGCUUCUUGGUUUGUCAGUGCUGGAGAGGCAAUUGAAGCAAAACAAGCAGUUGCGUACAACGGUCAACAAGCAGGCCAAAGAAGAGGCUAUGAAGCAGAAGUGGGUCCUCAGGCUUGCGGCCUACUUGGUAGCAGCAGGAUUGCCGUCAGUUUCUCGGAUUCAGGCCAUGGAUGAUCCGGCAGCGGCUUGGAUGCGGGCCUUCGGUAGCAGGCGCGGCAGUACUUUGAAGAAUCGGGCUCUGGCGUGGGAGCCAUUCUUCAGAUGGCUUGAGCAAGCCGAGGGGCGUGCUUGGCCAUCAGGGGCUAACUCGGUCCUACAAUAUCUGCAAGAGCGCUUCGAUGGGGGCAC
Molecule: messenger RNA, 542 nt
Organism: Symbiodinium pilosum
Lineage: Eukaryota; Dinophyceae; Suessiales; Symbiodiniaceae
Source: the annotation of a GenBank genome assembly